Messenger RNA from Gambusia affinis (western mosquitofish), 3108 nucleotides. RefSeq names its product zona pellucida sperm-binding protein 4-like. Gene Ontology annotation, cellular component: egg coat. Gene Ontology annotation, molecular function: acrosin binding; structural constituent of egg coat. The coding region runs from base 46 to 1932 and encodes 628 amino acids. Gene Ontology annotation, biological process: prevention of polyspermy; binding of sperm to zona pellucida. The record is from RefSeq and is a predicted model, not a curated record. The transcript has 8 exons. NCBI's taxonomy places the organism in Eukaryota, Metazoa, Chordata, Actinopteri, Cyprinodontiformes, Poeciliidae.
AAAGUAGAGACUUGGGGGCUAACCAGACCAGACAGCUGUGAGGUCAUGGUAAGUCACUGGAGUGUCACUUGUUUGGCAGCACUAGCUCUGCUAUGCUGCUUGGCUAGCAAGGAAGCAGAGGCACAGAAGAAUCCUCAAAUGCCUCAGUAUCCCCAGAAACCUCAGAUGCCUCAGUACCCUCAGCAACCUCAGAUCCCUUACCCUCAACUUCAGAACCCUCAGCAACGUCAGAACCCUUACCCUCAACCUCAGAACUCUCAGCAACCUCAGAUCCUUUACCCUCAACCUCAGAACUCUCAGCAACAUCAGAGCCCUUACCUUCAACAACCUCAGAACCCUUAUCCUCAACCUCAGAACCCUCAGCAACCUCAGAACCCUCAGCAACCUCAGAACCCUUACCCUCAACCUCAGCAACGUCAGAACCCUUUCACUCAACCUCAGAACCCUCAGCAACCUCAGAACCCUUACCCUCAACCUCAGAACCCUUACCCUCAACCUCAGAACCCUCAGCAACCCCAGAACCUCUACCCCCAGCAACCUCAGAACCCUUACCCUCAACCUCUGAACCCCCAGCAAGCUCAAAAUCCCCAGCAACCUCAGAACCCUUACCCCCAGCAACCUCAGAAUCUUUACCCUCAGCAACCUCAGAACCCCCAGCAACGUCGACCUCUGAUCCCCCAGCAACCUCGACCUCAGAACCCCCAGCAAUUGCCAUAUGAUGCUUUAAAGCCUCAGUACCCUCCAUAUCCUAAGCCCCAAAUGCCUAUGAAACCUCAGUAUCCUCGGCCACAGAUGCCUCAAGCAACCAGCAUUCCCCCCAUGAGACCACAUGACCCUUUGAUUCCCAGCCCUACAAGGUGUGAUGUGCCAACAGUUUCAAGAGUACCAUGUGGAGCUCCAGACAUCACUGCCACUGAAUGUGAGGCCAGAGAUUGUUGCUUUCAAGGCCAGUCUUGCUACUUUGGAAAAGGAGUGACAGUCCAGUGUACCAAGGAUGGCCAAUUUAUUGUUGUUGUAGCCAAAGACGUCACCCUGCCCCACAUUGACCUUGAAACAAUCUCACUGUGGGAAGGAGGUCCAGGCUGUACACACGUUGACUCUAAUUCUAUUUUUGCUAUCUAUUUCUUUCCUGUUACUGCCUGUGGCACUGUUGUCAUGGAGGAGCCUGGAGUUAUAAUCUAUCAGAACAGUAUGACAUCUUCCUAUGAAGUGGGCAUUGGGCCUCUUGGAGCUAUUACCAGGGACAGCAGCUAUGAAUUAAUCUUCCAGUGUAAGUACAUUGGCACCUCAGUUGAAACUCUGGUGGUCGAAGUUCUGCUGUUGGAUAAUCCUCCUCUGCCAGUUGCUGUUGGUCUCGGACCCAUCAGAGUGGGUCUGAAGUUGGCCAAUGGCCAGUGCAUUACAAAGGGUUGCAACGAUGUGGAUGCGGCCUACACCUCUUACUAUCAGGACUCAGACUAUCCUGUUGGCAAAGCACUGAGAGAUCCAGUGUAUGUGGAAGUUCAGCUGCUUAACAGGACAGAUCCCACACUGGUUCUGACUCUUGGACGCUGUUGGGCAACUACAAGCCCCAACCCUCAUAGCCUGCCCCAGUGGGACAUUCUGAUUAAUGGAUGUCCAUAUGAAGAUGAUCGUUACCUCUCCACACUGGUUCCAGUGGGUCCUUCAUCUGGUCUGGAAUUUCCAACUCACUACCGACGUUUCAUUUUCAAAACGUUUACCUUUGUGGACACCAAUUCAAUGGAACCCCUAAGAGAAUACGUGUACAUUCAUUGUAGCACAGCUGUGUGCGUUCCAGGAUAUGGUGUAAGCUGUGAACCAUUAUGUCACACGAUAGGAAAGAGAGACACAAAGGCUUCAGAGGAGAGGAAGGUUGAACCAAAGGUUGUGGUUUCAUCUGGACAAGUGAUUAUGACUGUCCGGCAGGAGUGAGCAGAGACAACCUAAGCAAUUCAACCAGGAACAUUUAGAAAAAACACUUUAAAAAUUAAUGCAGUUCUUGAACAGUUAAAAAAAAAGUAACUAUGUAUUUCUAAGUAAAUGAUCGCACAAUAUAUGACCAGCAGUUGAUUCAGUUUUGAAGACAGGAUGAUUGGUUCUUGUUAGUCCUUCAUAUAAAAGUUGUUUACUUGACAACAGGUUUAAAGUUGUAUUUAGUAGUUUCAUUGUACGAGUUUGAAUUGUUGUAUGAAUUCUCCAAAUAUGUCAAGCAUGAAAAAGCCAAACGGCAUCGCAGGAGCACCCCAAGUUUAAAAAGUAAUAGUUUAAAACUUCUGUUGACAAACUGCAUGAAUUAAAAUGUAAAAAAAAAAUAAAAAAAAUCAACAUAUUGAUAUUUGUAAAUCCAAUUAAACAAAAUGUAACAAAAGUUGAAGAUAGAAGAGUUGCUACAAAAUUUUUUUAUAUAUACAUUGAAAAAAACUAUUUUACAUGUAAAUUAGGUGCAGGGGGAUCAAUAUUCUUGCUACUGUGACUGAACAAAAUAAACAUUCAGAAGCAAACAAAACCAGAGGAUCUGAUUUUUAAAAGGUUACUGUGACCCAAAGAGUCAACAAAAUAGAGUAAAAAAGUUAUGUAAACCUCUCUGGUUGGAAGACCUUGGCUGUUGAUUAUUUUGCAUGAGUUUGAGCCGGUCAUUGACAACAGGACAUGGUAAGACCCAUAUGCCUCUGCAAACAGCACUUGUACACCUGGAGUUUCACCUGUUUCACAGCACAGACACUGGGACAGAUCAAGGACAGUCAGCGGUGGCUUUCUGCCCAGGUCAGAGGGCACCACAAGAGAAGUAAUAAAUGUAAGUGUUGCAUACUGAAGGUUUUUCAGUAAUUUAAUCAUAUAUCAAGUUAACCGAGAAGACUAAUGGGUUAUUUCUGCUUCUCACAGAUUUCAUUUGACCCUCUUUGGUUUGCAAUUUUACAUUUAAUCUUUCAGUGCAAACAAACUCUUUAAACACAAUUUGAGAUUCAAAAAACAUUUAUUUCAUUUAGGAAAACAUAUAAAACAGCAUUUUCACAGUAAUUUGGCUUGUGAACCAUCUUAAGCUAAAACAGAAGUGAAAAGCGCAAUACACAGACGGGUCAAACAAGAACUUAAGUAAGAACUACGAUG